AUGCUAAAACCUGCAGAACUGUGCGCGGAGGCUGCUCACUCCGAAAGCUACCGUCGGCCGUCAUCGUCUGGAGGCGCCGCAGCAACUCAUCCAAACAGCACCGUGUCUCCCCCCCACGCGAACCGGUCCCGCGAGCUCGGAAUGGCCAGGUCCUCAGCCGCUACCGCCACCACCGCUGCCGCUGCAACCUUCCUGCUCGUACACAACCUCCGUCAUGCCAGCAUCGCAGCCAUGGUUGCAGUUGCCGGGUCCCCCGGGGUCAACGAGCGCCGCCACUUCCUGCGUGCCCAGUUCCUCCCAGUCCCGGGCAUGGCCAUGAGUCCGCCGCCGCCGCAGCAGCAGCAGCAGCAGGCAUUUCUUCGUACAUCACCCCCUGUGGCGCUUCACCCCGUGUCAAACUUCCCCUGGCCCUCGCCGGUUCUCGAAGUCUGGUCGCAACCACAGCAGCAGCCACAACCAGUCUGGCAUGCGCCGUACAUGCCCGUACUGCAGCCCGUACACUGGCCGCCGCCGCCUGGCGUGGAUCAGCAGGUGCAGCAGCAACAGCCGAAGCCGAAUGUCCCCCUAUGCUCCGCCAGCGCUGAGGAUGCGAGUCGAGGAAAGAAGUCGGGACUUUCGCCCGAGGCUUCCAAGCCGCUUCCAUCGCAAGUGCUUCCUAGUUCUGGAGCCAGUGACGUAACCAAAGAGGCGUCUGUCGUGCAAGCGGCCCCAGCCGGCUCGGCGUCAGCGAAGGCGAUGGCGGCGGCGGCGGCCGAACCUGUCAGCGACUCGCCAAGGGCUGAGUCGUCUGAGGCGGGUGUGAUAACGCCUGGCAGAGCCGCCAGCCCGGCCAUGGCGGCGGCGUCUGUGGUUGCCGUAUCGUGUACGGCACCGCCGGCGGUUUGUGAGUGGGUGCUGGCAGGCGGGCUCGACAAGUUGCAGGUCUCCGCUCUGGAGACUCCGGCCGGCAUUCCUCAUGAGCGGUACGGCAUCGCCGUUUCUGAAGAUGUCAGUUUCGGCGUCCAAACCAUCCGCGAGGUGGAACAAGAUCAACAACCGCAACCACAACCACAACCGCAACCACAACCGCAACCACAACCGGAAGGAGUGCUACAGCAAUCCGAAUCUGGCCCGGAGCGGCCUUCUGCUGUACCCUUGCCAAAGCUGGACGGUGCCAGCAGUAGCAGUACCAGCAACAGCAACAACAGCAGCACGAGCAGCGGGGAUGUGGGUGACGCGUCUCAGUCAACCUUCACGGGUGUUGCGAAAGCGCCGUCUGGGGCAGCUUCAGGAACAGCAGUCGCAGCCGCGGCGGCUGUGACAGGUCCACAACGUGACGGCCUGAUGACGGAGACAGCCGCAACCACCGCCCCGAGCGCAGUGGUGAAGGGAUCUUUUCGCGUUAUAAACCGGAGAGCCGCUGCCGUGUUGCUGGUCAACGCGCGAGCCGCACCUCAAUACAGCCAUUGCCUCCGGCUCCAGGAUCCUGUCGGCAUCACGGUGCAGGAUCCGGCUCGGGUCAUGAGGCGUAAGAAAACCCUCUCUCUGGGCAGCCUUCCUGCGUAUGUUGGCAACACACCGGCAGUGUUGCUGCCUCCCGGGGCCGAGUAUGUAGUGGAUGUGGUCCUUAACCUCAGCAAGGCCAAUUUUAGGAGCCAACGCGCCGAACGGGGGUUGCUGGCUCAACUGGUACUCUUCACGUUUGUAUUCCAUUGGAGUGUAGAUGGCAGCGAUGGAGUUGUUCUCCAGCCACACGGCAUCGCAAAACUUCCAGCAGAUGGCGUUCCAACAUCUGUUGUGCCAGGCGGCAUUGAGCAGAACCUGUCAGAUGCACCAUGUUUGCCUACUUGCUUGAAGGUACAUUCCAAGUUCUCCCAUGCUGCCGUGAUCGGAGCACGUGUGGCGGUCGCAAUCGUGGACCGAAGGCGGCUCUUGGAGGUUAAAAGCAUGCUGAAUGUGAUGGCGCCGCCCUUCAUUCCAAAAGAGCUAAGGCUCCUCUUCCACACUGCGCCUGCUCGAGUCUACGCCUGCCCUGUCUCCGUCCCAGACGCGCUCCUAUCUCCCGAGAACGGUCCCCACUGCGUCUUCACAUGUGCCGUACUCGCCGCCGCCCCUGCCGUACUGUCUCUCCGAUUCAUCAUCACCGCCCUGUCAGAGCUGCUGCUGCCGGGGUCACCAGUGCCAUCGUCGUACCGGUGCACAUCCGCUGCCGCUGCCGCCGCGUCGGUGCUGUUGUCCGCAAUGGACAGCAUUUUGAGGCCUGCAGCGGCAGUAGCCGCCGCGGCGGGAGCGGGUAAGAAGGCCACCGUUGGCACUGCAGCUUCAGGGGUGGCGACGGCGGAGGCAAGCUCUGGGACUCCGGCUCUGGCGGCGGCGGCUACGAUGGAGUGGGCUCAGAAGGAAGGUGUGGGCCGACCCGCGGUUCAGCAGCUCCACGGCCUCCAUGAUUACAUGGCCGCCGCCGCCGCCGGCGCCUUUAGUGCCGUCACCGCAGGCGGCGGCAACGGUUUCUUGACCCAUGGGUUCAAUGGCAUCCGGACGCCAUACGGCGGCAUCGAUGGUGGCGGUGGUGGCGGUCAAUGGGUAGCUCCGCGGCAGCGACUGGAGGCCGGCCAGACGGCUUGGGCCCGGCAGCUCGCGGCGGUGCUCCCGCCGGGAUCUAAGGUCCUUCGUAAAGCACUUCGAAUGCUUAAAGGAGUGUUCCAGGCGGCAUCAGCGGCGGCAUCCGCGGCGGCGACUCCGCAUGAAUCCGCCGCGGCUGUGAUGGCGGCGCUCGUCCACCAACGGUCUGAACUGCUGCGGUACGGCAAGCUUUUGGUGGAGGAGGAGGACGUUAUGGAGCGUGAUAUACGGGGCUUCAACCUCUACAGCGCCCGUGUGCGAGUGGCGCUGUUCAGUGACAACAUGCUCACGUACAGGGCCCUUCUGCCCGAGGUACUCAUCCCGUUGACGCUCCGAGCGCCUGGAGGUGCCGCCAUGCUGUGCGGGGACCCACGCCAGUUGGAGCCUGUGGUCCGCAGCGCAUCUGCCGCACGUGGCGGUCUGGCCACCUCCCUCCUGGAGCUGAUGAUGGAGGCGGCCGGACGUGAGGGCCACCUGGACCGAGCUCGAGCAGUCGCCGGGCUCGUGGAGGAGAAGGUCGCCAAGAUGACGAUGACGGCCGCAAGGGGCCAUCAACAGCAGCGGCAGCGGCAGCAGCAGCAGCAGGUGGCGCAGCCACAGCCACUUCUAGCAAACCACCAACAUCAGCACAACUACCACAACUACCACAACCAAAACCUCUGCAAGCACCACUGCAAUCACCACCAUGCUUUUUCGCGGCUCCGCGGGGUUAUGUUGGUUCGGAAUUACCGCAGUGCCGCCCCCCUCCUGGACCUGCCUAGCCGCCUGUUCUACGACGACCAACUCAAGGCUUGUGUCGACGGCCAAACAGCUCGUCCUCCGGAGUGGGAGCUGCUCGUACAGCCCUCGGCCGCCGCCGGGGCUACGGCCGCCGCGCGAGAUGUCACCGCGGGUCUGACGCCGCCUGUUGGUGCGCAUGCCAGCGGCAGCGGCGGCGGCAGUAAUGCAGCGACGGCGGGGGCGACGGGGGCCGUAGCGGCGGCGGCGGGGGCUUCCGUCGUCAUGGACAGGAGUCCUGGCCGAGUGGAGCCUCGAGUGGGAGAGACUGCUGCUGCUCCUGCGGCGGCGGCGGCGGAGGAGGAGGAGGAGGCGUUGGUGGCUCCCUCCCAUUUGCUCUUCUAUGGUGUCCGGGGACAGCAGUAUCAGGAGCUGGACGCACCGUCGUACUUCAAUCCCUUGGAGGCUUCCACUGUCGCUGAUCUAGUGGACUCGCUCAUCAAGGCGUCAUGGGCGGCGGCAACGAGGAGACUGGAGGCGCAGCGGCAGGGCCGUACGGGCAGCGGGGCCGCCGCCGCCGCCGCUUCCGCCACUACUGCCGUACAGUCAAACAACGCUGCAGGGGAGCUCCUUUCCGGUGUCGUACAUCAGCAACACAUCGGUAUCAUUUGUACCUACAGGAAGCAGGUGUUCAAGAUGCGUCAGUUGCUCCGCGAACGAGGCCUUGGCGGCGUUCGUGUUGGCACUGUUGACGAUUACCAGGGUCAGGAGGAGCGGAUCAUCUUCAUCUCCACCGUCUUGUCGAAGGUGGAGUCCCUACCCGGUGCGGUGAUCAACAACAACAACGUCGGCCGCGGCGGCGGCGCCGCCACUGCUGAUGGUGAUGGAGCGGUCGCGGCGCCGCCACCUCCCUGCCACCAACCGCUAGGUCUCUGGUCGCACCCACGGCGCUUUAACGUAGCUGUGACUCGCAGCCGGGCGUUACUGGUGGUUGUGGGACAUCCUGCCGUACUGCUGGCGGACAGGUACUGGCGGGAGCUUGUACGACAAUGCGUGGCAAGCGAGGCCGAUGCAGAGCUGCAGGGCGUCGAUGACGGCGCGUUCGACAACAGCGAGUACGAUGACGAGUACGGUGGGGAUGAUUGGGAGGACGGGAGCGCCGGGGAGGACGACGACGCCGAUGAGGCGGACCUGGCUGCUGUCGUACAGCAAUUGGCGGAGAUGGCGACGCUAGGCAUGGGCUGCGAGGACGAGAUUUACCCGGACCCGCGUAAUCUACGCGCCUUUUACGAACUGGAAUCGGCAUACUUUGAAGAGAUGCCGUUUCGUGUUCAGCUUUAGAAUUUGCAAUUAAAGCGAGGAACUGAGGUGUGGAUUUAGAAGUCAAAAGUGGUAAGAAUGACAAAGGACCGGAUCCCACCAGGAGCAGCCAAGCCAGCGAAGUUUGCGGCGGUGGAGGUAUCUUAGGACGUCACGUGAGGCAGUUGUUGGAGGUUGUUGGGAGCCUUGCUGGAAGCUUUGGUACUUGUUGGCUGGGUUUGGGCUGGCCCCCGGCCGCAAAAAAGGGGUCAGGACUUCGGGCGGUUGCUGCUCCAGCUAGCUGCUGGGGUUCCAGAGCUGGUUGUGGUUGGGAGCGAGGGGAAGCAGGGAAGGGAAACUGCUGAUGACAUGACAGGGCAGGAACGUCUUUGGAUGAGCAAGGCAUCUUUUAGGUUUCAGAGGAAAAAUCGUGGAGUGCAAAAUGCAUGCUUAGUCAGGACAGGAUAAGAUCAAGACGUGAGCACAGGAGACAAUACCUCAUCAGCUCAGCAGGAUGACCUGGCGAUGUACGGAGUCCGAGGGUACGAAAUGCAGCUGCUUUGGUUCAGCACCGUACUGCUGGUGGCCCUUAAGAUGUUUAAUACGAUCUAAAAGGCUUAGAAACCAGGAAGGCCUUUUGACGACCGUAUGGGUAUGGCCCAGGACAGUUAGCCGCCAAUGACACGCAAACAAGCUAACAGGGACCGUUGGGCCGGACUCAAACAGCGCCCAAAUAU
Molecule: messenger RNA, 5354 nt
Organism: Volvox carteri f. nagariensis
Lineage: Eukaryota; Viridiplantae; Chlorophyta; Chlorophyceae; Chlamydomonadales; Volvocaceae
Exons: 19
Coding region: 1-4659 (1552 amino acids)
Biological process (GO): regulatory ncRNA-mediated post-transcriptional gene silencing
Cellular component (GO): cytosol; P granule
Source: RefSeq, a predicted model, not a curated record